Periophthalmus magnuspinnatus is the source of this 2426-nucleotide messenger RNA. RefSeq names its product phospholipase A2, group XV (gene pla2g15). Gene Ontology annotation, biological process: phosphatidylcholine metabolic process; ceramide metabolic process. The transcript is spliced from 7 exons. Gene Ontology annotation, cellular component: lysosome. NCBI's taxonomy places the organism in Eukaryota, Metazoa, Chordata, Actinopteri, Gobiiformes, Gobiidae. The record is from RefSeq and is a predicted model, not a curated record. The coding region runs from base 172 to 1434 and encodes 420 amino acids.
GUUUUGUCUGGUUUGAUAACUCUGCAGUCUGCCGUGUACCAUGUGAUAUCUUCUCGACGCUUCUUGUUUUGUCUCAUUCGCACUUUGGGAACAUUUUGAAGAGGUUUACCGCUUCAGCAGCAUCUGACCGGCCUGUCCAGAGGACUAUGACUGUGGGGCUAUGAAAGGGCCAUGGAGGCUGUGGGUCGGAAACACGCCUCUUCUACGCUGCUCAGAGUCGGUUUGUUGUUGUUGGUACUGUCCGCUCGGACCGCUGGAAAACCACUGGACCAAUGCACCGCCAACAAGCCCCGGGACAGCUCCAGACCUCCCGUGGUCCUCAUACCUGGUGAUCUGGGGAACCAGUUAGAGGCCAAACUGAACAAACCCACUGUGGUCCAUUAUGUGUGUUACAAGAAGACUGAUUUCUUCACUCUGUGGCUCAACCUGGAGCAACUGGUGCCUGUUGUCAUCGACUGUUGGAUUGACAACAUUAGGCUUAUCUACAAUAGGACCACUCACACCAGCUCGUCGCCACCAGGAGUAGAAAUUCGUGUCCCUGGCUUUGGGCAGACAUACUCCUUAGAGUAUCUAGACCCUAGCAAACAUAGUGUUGGCAUGUAUUUUUUUAAUAUUGUGCAGCAGCUUGUGGAUUGGGGUUACACAAGAAAUGAUGACAUCAGAGGUGCACCUUAUGAUUGGAGGAAAGCACCCAAUGAGAAUAAAGACUAUUUUCUGCAGCUGCAAAAGAUGAUUGAAGAAAUGGCAGAGAAGGCUUGUGAACCGGUAGUUCUGAUAGCUCACAGUAUGGGCAACAUGUACACAUUGUACUUCCUCAACCAGCAGCCACAGAUGUGGAAAGACAAGUACAUCAAGGCCUUUAUUUCUCUGGGAGCCCCGUGGGCUGGAGUGGCCAAGACUCUGCGUGUGGUCACAUCUGGUGAUAACAAUCGUAUCCCAGUCAUAAGCCCACUUAAAAUUAGAUUCCAGCAGCGUACAGCCGUGUCCACUUCGUGGCUCCUCCCAUAUGCUCGUGCAUGGCCGAAAGACAAGGUAUUGGUCCAGACCCCAAACUUCAACUACACAGUGAUGGACUACGAGCGUUUUUAUAAGGACAUUGGCUUUGAGGAUGGUUGGUUGAUGCGACAGGACACAGAAUCACUGGUCUCUGACCUGACUCCUCCUGGUGUGGAGACUCACUGUCUAUACGGCUCGGGCAUCCCAACCCCGGAGGCUUUCCAGUAUUCAAACAAAUUUCCAGAUGUGGAGCCUACUGUAGUGACAGGGGAUGGAGAUGGAACUGUGAACUUGGUUAGCGCUCUGCAGUGUAAAACAUGGGUGGGCAAACAGAAAUAUAAUGUUACUUUAAAGGAACUUCCGUCCAACGAACAUGUAGCCAUGCUAGCAAACAUCACAACUGUGGAUUAUAUCAAGAAAGUGCUGUUCUCACCCUGAUACAAACUGAACUAGAUGCUGUGUGACACUUAACUUAUGUCUUUUUAACUUUUACAGAACCAUAAUAUCCAUGUUUGGGGGGAAGAGAGUGUUGUGGAAUCAGGGUUUUAAUUAAUUUUAUUAUUACUCAGUUUUGACUAAUGUCAAAUUGUUUACUCAAAGCUUCUUAUUUGUAAAUGUAGUUAAGAGGCGAUACCUAUCUGCGAUCAAAUCUUUAUUGCUAUGAAAUUUUUCCCAUCAGAAGAGUCAAGCACUCUGUACAAGUGCCACAUUUAUAUAACAUGAAAAUAUUAAGUUUAGUGUUUUGUAAGGUUUAAUUUUGUACAUGGCCCCAAGCCAGUUUUACCCAGUGCUUUACCAUUGAAAAUUUUUUUAUGUGAAAACUGAACCAUAUAUGUUGAAAAUUAGGGUAAUCAGUUGAAAGUAUAUUUUAUAUUAUUUCACAGGCCACAUGUUAUAAAACUAUGUUCUAGGACAAAAUACAAUUUGUUUUGUAUUUGAUGGGGAAUAAUAAGCAAUUGAUACACUCAAAUUUUAUCACCUAUUAGACUGAGAUAAAUCUAGUAGACUACACUGGGGAUGAGUGACACAUUUAUGUAUAGAUAUACAUACAUAUAUAUAAGCAGCACCUUAUUUAAACCCUACCUUUUGUAAUUGAAGAUAAUUCAAGAAAUUCAGUUGGUAAACCUGUUUAGUCAUUGUAAAUGCCUGUUUGUUUUUACAGUUUGAACUUAAUACAUUGCCUAAGAAGAAAAUUAUAUUUUGGAUGUAUUUUGCAUAGUGUUGAAAUGGCUAGUCUAAAGCUGUCUUUUUUUUGUUCCCUGGUGACAUACCUGUGUUCAAGCGGCAUACCAAACUACAGUGAUAAUUUACAGUGAACUGUGAAAUUGUAUAUGAUUUGAGUAAAUAAAGAAUUUUCUGUAUUUAUGUUGUGUGUACUUUAAGAAUUUGCUGGCAUUAACUUCUUGUGCAUGAUUAAAAUCAAUCCAUCC